Molecule: messenger RNA, 690 nt
Organism: Helianthus annuus (common sunflower)
Lineage: Eukaryota; Viridiplantae; Streptophyta; Magnoliopsida; Asterales; Asteraceae
Exons: 2
Coding region: 1-690 (229 amino acids)
Source: RefSeq, a predicted model, not a curated record
AUGUGUAUUGACUAUAGGAGAUUGAAUGAAGCCACAGUCAAGAACAGUUUUCCUAUUCCUUUAAUAGAGGAAUUGUUAGAUGAGUUGGGAGGGGCCUCAAUUUUCUCUAAGCUGGAUCUAAGCAAGGAUUUGGAACAACAUCUUAUUCAUCUUAGAGAGGUUUUGGAACUGCUGAGAGCUAAUCAGUUGUAUGCUAAGAAAAGCAAAUGUUCUUUUGGUGGGAUUUUAGUAGAGUAUUUGGGGUAUAUCAUUUCUAAUGAAGGGGUAUCAACAGAUCCUAAGAAGAUAACAACUAUACAGGAAUGGCCUACUCCUAACAACAUUAAACAACUAAGAGGGUUUUUAGGAUUAUCUGGGUACUAUAGAAGGUUUAUUAAAUCUUAUCGGAUCUUAGCCAAGCCUUUGACAAAUCUGUUGAAAAAAGAUAGUUUCUUGUGGGAUGAAGAGGCUCAGAAAGCUUUUGUACUUUUGAAGGAAGCUUUAUGCUCCCCACCAGUUUUGGCAUUACCAGAUUAUAUAAAGCCUUUUAUUCUGGAGACAAAUGCAUCUUCAAAGGGAAUAGGUGCAAUGUUGAUGCAAAAUUCCCAUCCUUUAGCCUUUAUUAGUAGGGCUUUGUCACCAAGACAACAGGCCCUCUCUGUCUAUGAAAAAGAAUUAUUGGCCAUCAUUUUUGCUGUUAAGCAUUGGUAA